AUGGCCCGAGAGUUGCAGGCCGAGUUAAGCCCUAUGGCCGAGUGGGCACAAAGUGGGAGCAAGGCUUCGGUCGAUGCUUUGAUGAACAGCUGGUGCACCCGGCUGGAGAGCCUUGGCUCUCUGUCGUUAGGGCAAGCCAUGCAGAUGAAGCAGACGAUCCAGGAUCUGAGCUUCGAGAGCACCCUGUCAGAACGGUUGCUUGAAAAAGUUGAAGCCAAAGUUCUGGCAACGGCCACGGCUGCAACACCGCCGCCAGAUACUACAUAUACGCCUCACAAGCGAAAGGAGGAAAGCAAGCCGCAGACCUUGCUGAAGCCGGAAAACUUCAUCACGGUCACUGAGUGGUCUAUGCUGGAAAAGUCGCCAGCACCGGCAAGGCUGGAAAUCCUUCUGAAAAGGUAUCUGCAGCUGGGCCUGAGGAACCUCACAGAACAGACGGUCAAGAAAGGCCUGGCCUUCCUCUUGGCACUGGCAGCCGGCGAGCUCAGUCAGAUGCCGACAUAUGAAGAGAUCUACGAAGAGGUCCAGGUCUUCAAGAGAUCUUGGGAAUCCGUGAAAACGGAUGCAGAGCCGACUGAGGUCGGCCUGCUCACGUAUCCCGAUGACCCCAGCAGCUUGCCGAAGGCUCUGUUCGACCGAGCCUACAAGGCUGAGGACCCGCCCAUGGGCAAAGACGUGAGGGCUGGGAUCUGGCUAGCUCACAUUCCGAUGCGAUCUACUUCCAAGCUCUUGCAGAAGAACAAGAAGCAGAGGCUGCCGAGGCCAGAUGGCCAGGCCGCCGUGUCUGAGCAGCAUGCGAACGAGUUCCAGAGCCGCAUGGAGCAGUGCUUCGGGCGACUGGAAAGAAUGCUGGACCAGGGCUGCGGUCAGAAUGCCAUCCAGGAUGGUGGGCGAAGGGAGCUGCAGCUUGCUGCAGGCGCAAGAGGCGAGCUGAGCAGCAGCAGUGCCGGGGUCGGCUUUGCUCUGGGCAACCCAGCCCAGCCGGUUUCGGCUGCGACACAGCAGACCUCGCCAGGGCGACAGUCGGCCUUGCAGCUAGCCCUGCCUCCAGCCGAAGAACCCGAAGCAACGGAGUCGCUCCCUGCCGAGAACGAUCUCGAGGACGAAGCUUUGUUCAAGAAGCUCAAAGAUCGCAAAGCUGGGAUUCUGAAGAAGCCGGCCGCUGCAGCUGCAGCGAGCUCGCAUGGAAAGCGGAAGUUCCAAAUUGUCUGGGAGGACGGCUGCAUCCAGAAGAACUAUGCUUCUCGCAUGUACAAGCGAGCCGGAACGUGGGCAAAGCAGCAAGGCUUCUCGGAGCAGCAAGUGGUGGAGUGCCAGCGAGAGGCCCACAGAGAGGCCAUUCUGCUGUGGAAGAAGAAGAACGGUCAGGAUGAUUUCGCCCUGGCGCUGUUGGAGUGGACGUCCGCUCCCUCGCCCGGGGUGAAGGACACUGCCCGGGCUGAGUCCCCCGACGUUCCAUGUAAGUACAUGCAUAUCCCCGCCGUCUGCUUCAGUGGCGACUUCGGGGUGAAACGUUUCUUCCGGUUGUCACUGGAGUGGCCCCUUCAGCUCCUCCCACUUCUCGGUGGGAGCGCCGAGGGCAGCUAUCUUCACACUGUUGUACCAUACAUUGCCUGUGCCAAACUCCACGUCAAGCUUCCGGCGGUCUCCUUCCAUUUCGAGGACCAGGCGUUUUAUCUUCCCGGCAAACUGAGCGCGUUUGCGACGCUCUGGAGACUCACUCAUCGCUGCCCAAAAGUAGCGAUCCCCGCCUUGAGGUUUUUGACCGGUGACGACACGCCCCUGACGGAUCGUGCGCAGGCCUUCACGGAUGCGUGCUCGGAAAUCGCCCUGCCCUUCCCCAUCUCUGGCAGAUAUCGGUACGAUUGCAAACCCCCGGCGGAGGCCGGGGACGAAAGCGUCCGCCAUGUUGAUGUCAAUCCUCAACUCGGCCACGUGCUGUUUGACAAGCUUCAAAGUUUCCUGAGCACUUUGGUCUGCAUCCCAUCCCCCCAUAAUUAG
Molecule: messenger RNA, 2001 nt
Organism: Symbiodinium sp. CCMP2592
Lineage: Eukaryota; Dinophyceae; Suessiales; Symbiodiniaceae
Source: the annotation of a GenBank genome assembly